AUGCUCCAGAAGGGAACUUGGUCUUGCCCAAGAGCCGGCCUAGUAAUCAUUCAUGGGUUCCAGAACUUGUGGUGGAAGUCAACGCCUGGAACAAACGAAUUUCCUCAAGGAGGUUUUCAAGACGCAUACUUAUGGCAAAAAUGGCAUGGCCAACGUGGCAAAAGCAAAACGGACUCCUCUGCCUACCGGGUUGCGUGCCAAAUUUGCACCUCUCUUGAUAGAGUUCUCUGGCACCUUGUAAUCUGGCAAAAUGCUUUUGGCUUCAUUGGUCUCGAGGGUCUAAAUGAGCUCUGUCUACCGCAGCAAAGGCGCCAAAUGCUUGUCAUGGUAAGAAUCUUUGUCAGGAAUUUACAAAAAAGAAAAAAAGAAAACGAUAAACCAGAUGAGAAACCGGUUUCGCAGUAUCCAACAGCAGCUGCCAAUGCAGGAUCAAAACCUCUGCUUUUUUGUAAGCGAAAUUAA
Molecule: messenger RNA, 462 nt
Organism: Trypanosoma theileri
Lineage: Eukaryota; Euglenozoa; Kinetoplastea; Trypanosomatida; Trypanosomatidae
Exons: 1
Coding region: 1-462 (153 amino acids)
Source: RefSeq, a predicted model, not a curated record